Messenger RNA from Clonostachys byssicola, 1284 nucleotides. The record is from the annotation of a GenBank genome assembly. Lineage: Eukaryota; Fungi; Ascomycota; Sordariomycetes; Hypocreales; Bionectriaceae.
AUGGCGCCUAGUCUUGUCGAGUCCAACGGCGACUCAAAUCGCACAGAUGCAGUAGCUGCCAUCUCCAAGUCUGCCUCUACCUCGCUAGACAAGUUCGCCUUGUUCCGGCGGUUGGUGCCUGUCGCUUCCGACGGCAAAGUCACGUUCCUCAACGCCUCAUUCUCACCACCGGCCAAUCUCAUCACUCACGCGGCCAUCACACGCUAUGCUAACGAGGCACUCCAAGACCGUCACCCGAAACCUGCAUGGCAAGCAGCCGGUGCUGAGACUCGUGCCGCUCUGGCUCGCUACAUCAACGCUCCUUCACCUGAUGAUAUUGCUUUUAUGCGAGAUACCACCGAAGGCCUGAACUCAUUCAUCCACAGUAUCAAGUUCCAGCCUGGCGAUAAUGUGGUUAUCCUUGAUACUGAGCACCCAAACCACGGCUAUGGCUGGAUGGCGAUGCGAUCAUUUGGGCUUGAAGUCCGCCAAGUCCCGACAAUUGCAGCAGCGGAGAAGUCUGGCGUCACUGCUGCAACUGCCGACACCUUUGCUCCUUAUGUUGAUGAGCGUACCAUCGCCGUUGGACUGAGUUCUAUCAUGUUCCACAGCGGUCAGUGGAAUGAUGUCGCUGGCAUUUCCGCAGCUUUCCGUCCCAAGGGGAUCCACGUCCUUGUGGAUAUGACCCAACAAGUUGGAUUUGCAGAUGUCGAUGUUCAACAGCUUGGAGUAUCUGCCGCCGCCUUUGGUAUGCACAAGGGUCUGAACUGUCCCACUGGUUUGGCGGCACUCUAUGUUGAUCCAAAAGUCAUCCCAGAGCUUACAAACCCCCCGCCUGUUGUUGGAUACGGAGCGGUUCAAAAUGUCCGGGGAGACCUACUGGUGUCUUCUGAGGGGCUCAUCUUUCACCCCAGUGCUCGAAGGUUUGAGCAUCUGAACAUCAGUCUUAUUGCAAUUGCUGCUGCACGAGCGUGGAUAGAGUUCUAUGUUGAUGUAAUGAAGCCUAAGGAUGUCGAAGAACACCUGUUCCGCCUUGGCGACGCACUCCGUGUGCAAUUAAAGCCCCUUGGUAUUGAUAUUGUCGGCCCAACCUCUCGCCAGGAACAUGCCCCUCACUUAUAUAUUCUUGAUCUGCAUGACCCUCGGUGGGUUCAGCUCCUGAAGGAUAAUGAUAUCAUUGUUACACCUUACCGUCUAGGUAUCCGUGUAUCAUUUGGUUUCUACAACAAUUUGGAUGAUGUGGAGAGGAUAUCUCAAGUUUUGGCAAAGGGCGUUGAGGCUGGUCUGCCGUUUGGAAGGCAGUGA